Molecule: messenger RNA, 1639 nt
Organism: Arachis ipaensis
Lineage: Eukaryota; Viridiplantae; Streptophyta; Magnoliopsida; Fabales; Fabaceae
Cellular component (GO): plasma membrane
Source: RefSeq, a predicted model, not a curated record
UAACACUAUAUAAAAACCACAAGUUUUUCCAUUUUCGUCAUCCUCGGUUUUGCUAGUACUCUCCAAAAAAUAAAAAAUAACAAAAAAAAAUUAACAAAAAACCAAAAACAAAAAGAAAAAAAAAAUGAGUUUCAAAAGUGCAUUGUUUCCACACUUGGCACUUCUUAUCCUAUUCUUUUCUGCCUCACAUGCAUUUGACAUUGCACAAAUGCUAUCACAAUAUCCAGAGUUUUCAUCAUUCAAGAAACUCCUAACGGAUACAAAGAUUGUGGACCAAAUCAACAGCCGGAAAAGCGUGACGGUGAUGGUGAUGGACAACGCUGCUAUGAGCGCCGUAGCCGGAAAGUCACCAGAUACCAUCAAGGCGAUCCUGAUGACUCACGUGAUUCUUGAUUAUUACGACGAAAGGAAGCUUAUGUUAGCGCAAGGCAGCAAUGUUUUACUCACCACGCUUUAUCAAACCACAGGGCUUGCCGUAAACAAUCAAGGAUUCAUCAAGGUAGCCCUUGUCGGCGAAGGCGAAAUCGCCUUCGGCUGCGCGGCACCUGGCUCCCCCUUAGAUGUCAAGCUUGUUCAAACUGUAACCACCCAACCCUACGACAUCUCAAUUCUUCAGGUUACAAAACCUAUUAUAUGGCUUGGCCAAGAUGCUGCGAAACCCGGUGGAUCUCAGGGACCAAAUGCUACAGCGGCAACAGGAACAGGUUCAGUCGCAACCAAACCAGUACCUUCACAAGGUGCUGCAACUUCACCGAUUCCGGCACAGGGAGGAGGAGCUUCAUCAAGUGCAGUAAAACCAGCAUCUUCACAAGGAGCAUCUUCACCGAUUCCAUCACAAGGCGCAAAUGCACCCAAAGGAGCAGCUUCAGGGACUACAAAGCCGAUUCCGAUUCCUCCACAAGCUGCAACUCCGGCCGCCGCGGGAACAAAACCGGUGCCUUCAAGUACAGGACAUGGAGCAAAUGCGUCUAGUUCGGCCAACGGAACCGCUGUGAAUCCAGUGCCUUCAACUGCAAAUUCCUCCACAUCUGCUGCUCCUACAAAAAGCGGUGGAAAUGCACCAAGCCCGGCUCAAGGGCGCGGCGGAAAUGCACCAAGUCCGGCACAAGGAAGAUCAUCGUCAACCUCACCACCAUCGUCUUCACCAGGUGCAAGUUCACCAAGUGGAGCAGGCGGUGGUGGUGGUUCGAGUGGUGUGUCACCAUCACCGGGUUCAGCAAGUUCAAUCGCACCAACACCGGUGGCUGUUUCACCUUCUGGAGACACCAUUAACCCAGCUGCACCGAAUGCAGGGCCAACAUCAAAUGCAGGAGCACCUGAUUCAUCGGGUAUUUCUCCGGGUCCAGCCAUUGAUGGUCCUACAGCAAUAAGCCCUUCAGAUGCUGCUGCAGACGCACCUCCUUCUUUUGGUAGUUCUUCACGCACCAAGAUUAGUUUGUUUGGUGCGGUUAUUACGGGUUUUGCUUCUCUUUUCGUAGUUUUGUAAAUUUAUUCUAAUUAACGUACGCGCUACUAGAAGAAGGUCAUGGAUGAAGAUGAGGAUCAUCCGUUUGAAGGCAGAAACAAGUUAGGAUUAUGUUAAUUAAACUCGUGCUUAGUAUUUGUGGGGAGUACAUGUAGAAAAACAAUUACUUUCUUU